Paramecium octaurelia is the source of this 334-nucleotide messenger RNA. NCBI's taxonomy places the organism in Eukaryota, Ciliophora, Oligohymenophorea, Peniculida, Parameciidae. The record is from the annotation of a GenBank genome assembly.
AUGAGGAUCUAAUAUUGGAAUAUUCCCAUCAAUAAAUGUGAAGAGAUCCAAGAUCCAAGCUUUUUCAAUUAUUUUUUGUAAGCUCAAUAGUAUUAGCCUUAAACUGCUUUAGUAUAAAAUAUUACCCUUAAAAGGAAUAAGUAUACAAAUUCUCUAUUUUAGAUAAAUAGCAAAAAUACCGUUAGAAAGAUAUCAGAUAUCAACUAGCAUAAUUAAAAUAAGAGAGCUUGGAAAUGAAAAUGAGAAGCUUAUUUUCAUUCUUAAUUAGAUAUAAAAAGGAAUCUAGGUUUGGACAAUUUUUGAUUUGUAUCAACAAAAUUCAAAACGUUAAUGA